AUGUCCUAUUAUGACCACGUAUCCAGGACAGGCGAUGUGCCCUCCACGAACAGUCCCGACGAAGCACAAGCCUCGAGAGACGUCGGCACCAACCAAAACGUUGGGCGGCAGCAGUUGCCUUCAUUGAGUAGCCUAUUUGGCCCAUCCACAUCGCAAUUUCGCCCAUUGCGUUCGCCGACUUUCUCGGACCGUCCAGCAUUGUACACAACAUCGUCGCCAGCGCUUGAUCAUCCCCGAGGACCAGCUGGCAGUUGGGAUAGACCUUACUCGGCAUCUUCGUCCCCUUAUUUCCCCGCUCCAUCAUUGACUUCGCAGCCUCGCAGUACACCGGAUUCCAGACUUGAUGAACGGCCCCACUUUCCGCCACUGUCACGGGCGCUCCCAGGCGCCCUAUCACCCAUGGUCAGGGAGUCAGAGCUCCAACGGCCUUAUUCUCAGUCCGGUUUCAGCGCUGGGAACAAAUGGUCGCUGCGUCACGAAACUGGCCAAGAAUACGCGCUAGGAAACCGGGAGUACGCACCGUAUAGAUCAUCGCCCACUGAGCGACCCCAUAGUCAGCUUUCGAACGGCAUCCCGGGCCGUGAGGAAGACUUGGGCUUACGUAGCGAGCGACCGGCUACGCAACCACCAACACCAGUUAGUACUGGUGCCUCCGAGGUCAUCGUGGGCAAGGAUGGAUUGGGCCCGAAAAUUUGGACAGGAACGCAUUUUUUGCCCAGAUUUGUCAGGGAGGAAAAGGUCGAUGGCGAAACGUAUUUCAUAUAUGACGAUGGAACCCGUUGCAAAGAUGUUAUUGAUGGCGAGAAAGUCAAUGCCCACUGGGGAGUGACAAAAGCUGGGAAGCCAAGAAAGAGGCUAGCAAUCGCCUGCAUCACUUGCCGGGAGAAGAAGAUCAAGUGUGAUCCAGAUUACCCUCGAUGCGCGCAAUGUGAGAAGUUUGGGCGUACUUGCAGGUUCAAGAAUGCGCCGCGGGGUGGACACAAUACUUCACCUUCGACUCCGCCCGCCGAAGUCGACGAUGCACGCCGGUUGCCCAGCAUAAUUCGGCCACCACCGCACGAGCACGCGAGGACGAGCGUGCAUUCGAGCGGAUCUGUUUCACCACGCACCACUUUUCGCCCAGCAAGCCCCGAGAUGGUCUCAUCCGUGCCGUCGAAACGGCUACGGGUGGGCUACGACAACUACGCUCCCGCAGGGGAGCACCGACCGCUUAUGGCACCAGCAGCGGACCACAUGAUCCGGUCCAACAUGUCCUGGCACCGUCAGCCUGAACUUCCUCGCGUCCACGAGGACACAGUGUGCCGUGCAUGGCAAACAGACCCGUAUGUCUCCGAUCCUGAGUCCGUGAUCAGCACCAUAGCCUCAUUUUUUGUGUGCAUCGAUGCCACGACCUUCCGAUUCCUCCCCGAAAAGGCAUUCAAAAUCUGGGUACAGAACCUCGCUCACCAUAAAAACAAGUCCCCAGAAGAUCUGAUGCUCGUCUAUAGCAUCCUUGCUCUCGGUUCCCUCCUAUCGAUUGCUGGGUCCAGCCGGCUCGACCAUAAGACGGAGAAAACCAACCACUACGCUCAGGUAGCCCGUUACGCUACAGAGCACGCAACGAUGUCAAUACAGCUUGUCCAGGCGAGAAUUCUCCUUUCCCUCUACUAUAUGGCUGUUUCGAAGCCUAUCGAUGCCAACGAAAUGUCUAGCAGCGCUAUGUCGGCAGCGGCCUAUUUGCAGUUAAAUUUAGAGUUGGAUCAGUCUCCGGACGUAGGACGCAACUCAUUCCCAUAUGGAUUGACCAGGGCUGGCUUUUCCGAGUGCAGAAGAAGGACGUUCUGGUCAUGUUUCUUAUUAGAGAGACUGAAUGGCCUGUUUCCAACCCGGAUGGCAGUCAUCAAUACAGCCGAUAUCUUUCUCCGACUUCCAAUGGACAUCCGCUCGUUCGAAGAACAAGAGGACGUCUCUGUACCGGUCUCGACAUUCGAGAAUAUCAACUCUUCUGGUCUUCCUGAGCCAGAUCAGGAGCACCGGGAUAUGCAGACAGUCGACAAGGGGACGAAAGCAGGGAUGAUGGGCUAUCUGAUUCAAGUGGUGGCCCUCUGGGGACAGGUCAUGGCCUUGAUAUACCGAGUUGCGCAUUCUGGUAGUCACCUAUCAGAAGGCGAAGUGGAUGUUAUGGCCGGGUUCCAUCAACGCUUACUAUCGCGGCUCGAAAGCUGGAGAAGUUCACUCUCUCCAGGCUUUCUUUUCUCUGCCGCCGCUCUCGACAAGGUGCAAAGGGAAAAUAAGGGAUCCUUUAUCCUAAUGCAUCUUAUUUACCAUCUCACAAUGAUUAAAGCGCAUCGACACAUUCACUCAUGUUUCUCGACUUCGUCACUGCAGAGACUCGAACAUGCACGCAUAGCCCGCACCAAUGCCCAUCAGUUACUGGACAUCGUGUGUACAGCAGCAAAUCAUAUCGAAGCUUCUGGAAACGCUAGCCCAGAUGGUACCAGUAUGCCACCACCCUUUACCAGCUUCGCCGUCCUUGAGGCAUUGGAUGUGCUUUCGGCGGAGGGCCGCAUACAACAUCUUCCAGAACUGAUUGACAGUCUUGCCAUUGCACGAAGUGUCUUGGAGAUUUUGGGUAUGGUGUGGGAAGAUGCAAGGGCGCACAAGACAAUACUGGAUCACCGACUGGACAGGCUGGUAGCCCUUAGGGAGAAAACUGAGGGUCUGCACGAUGCUCUUGCCGUACCCCUUGCUGGAAGAGGAAGGGGGAAUAUGUCAGAGUAUGAGUUUGAGUUUGGGGGAACCCGAGUUUACGUCGCAAAUCCCGACGACAGCCUUGACAGGACCUACUACAAUGGAGAGGAUGGCACCCUUUGUGAUGCAAAAGACGAGAAACGGGUCGCGGCUACAUUUUCAGAAGGUGUGCUCAGCUGGCAAAUGGGUGAAAUGCUUGAGACGAGGUUUCCAAGAGAGAUGGACUGCAUCUAUGCAGGACUACAAACGACCCAUGCGCCGAGGAUCAUGACAAACUGAACAAGGGAGGCACCGGGCUUGAAGGGCUCCUCCAUGAUGAUGGAUAUGCAGAGUAUUCUGGAUUAUGCAACGAGAAUACGCGUGCUACUUUUUCUUAUUAUGAGUUAUGUGUACAAUGAAGAAGGUUAUGCAGCACGGCUUAUAUGCAUGGGUGGCUGCGUGAGUGG
Neurospora crassa OR74A is the source of this 3176-nucleotide messenger RNA. RefSeq lists its product as hypothetical. Bases 1 to 3009 code for a protein of 1002 amino acids. Lineage: Eukaryota; Fungi; Ascomycota; Sordariomycetes; Sordariales; Sordariaceae. Gene Ontology annotation, biological process: DNA-templated transcription; regulation of DNA-templated transcription. Gene Ontology annotation, molecular function: DNA-binding transcription factor activity, RNA polymerase II-specific; DNA binding; zinc ion binding. Gene Ontology annotation, cellular component: nucleus. The transcript has 2 exons. The record is from RefSeq and is a predicted model, not a curated record.